UUAAACCCUUAAGAUUGUGUUCUAGUAUGUGAAAAUCAUCAUUAAAUCAAUAAUUAUUCUAAGAAUUCCCUUUUUUGUGCACUGUAACUUAAAAAAAUGUUUUAUUAAAUUUUAGGUUUUAUUAUGUGUGGAAGUUUGAAAGGAAUAUUAGCUUUCAUACCCGUGAGUGUUCGGUUUGAUGAGAACCAAGAGCCAAAGAUUACACUCAAACAAAUGUGCAAAGUAUGGGAUGAAGAAGACAGCAUUUCUGUUGAUCACAUUUCUGUUUUGAAAAUUGCCUUGAAAAAAUAUGUGAUUAUUGCAGCUAAAAUGAAUGCUCUUGUGGGAUGCGAAAUUAUUCAAUUAGAUUCUUCCAUAGUCAUUAAAAAUGUCGGACAUUCCUAUGGUCUUCAUAGGUUACCAAUCACAGGAAUGACUGUGAUAGAUAAUGCAAUGCCUCAGUACAGAGUACUUAUCACAACAAUGGAAGGUCUUGUAAUUGAAAUUAAAGUUUCAUUAGGAAAUGAUGAAAUAAAAUUUCAGCAUGAAAAGAUAUCUGUUGAUCUGGAUUUGAAGAAUAAUAUGAUUAAAGGUUUAGGAGUUUCACCCAAUGGAUUUCUAUUUGGAUUGGUUUUAAA
Messenger RNA from Parasteatoda tepidariorum (common house spider), 617 nucleotides. NCBI's taxonomy places the organism in Eukaryota, Metazoa, Arthropoda, Arachnida, Araneae, Theridiidae. The record is from RefSeq and is a predicted model, not a curated record.